Triticum turgidum subsp. durum (durum wheat) is the source of this 1152-nucleotide messenger RNA. NCBI's taxonomy places the organism in Eukaryota, Viridiplantae, Streptophyta, Magnoliopsida, Poales, Poaceae. The record is from the annotation of a GenBank genome assembly.
AUGCUCCGCCUCCACAAGUGCAUCCUCACCCAGCUGCUCCCUCGUACCUCUGCCUCCACCUCCCCACUCCACCGUCUCAUCUCCGCCGCCGCGCCCGCCGCAUCCCCAGGCCCCAGCUUCGCCGUGGAGGACUACCUCGUCGCCACCUGCGGCCUCACCCGAGCGCAGGCGCUCAAGGCCUCCACGAAGCUCUCCCACCUCAAGUCGCCAGCCAAUCCCGACGCCGUCCGCUCCUUCCUCGCCGGUCUCGGCCUCUCCACCGCCCACGUCGCAGCGCUCGUCGCCAAGGACCCCAAGUUCCUCUGCGCAAGCGUGGAGAGGACCCUGGCUCCCGUCGCCGUCGGGCUCGCCGGCCUCGGCCUCUCGCGUCCCGGAGUCGCGCGGCUCGUCUCGCUCGCCGGCGAGUUCUUCCGCGGCAGAUCCGUCGCCUCGAGGCUGGCCUACUUCCUCUUCCUCUUCGGCUCCUACGAGGACCUCCUCCGGGUGCUCAAGCACAGCCCCAAUCUCCUCGGAUGCGACCUCGACCGGGUCAUCAAGCCCAACGUCGCCUUCUUGCGGGAGUGCGGGCUAGGUGCUUGCGAUAUUGUCAGGCUGUGCAACCGUGUGCCAUGGCUGCUCGGCAAUAACCCGGAGCGCGUCCGGGCGAUAGUGGCGUGCGCCGAAGGGCUCGGUGUGCCCCGUGGAUCGGGGAUGUUCGGGCAAGCGCUGCAAGCUGUCGCAUUCCUCACCCAGGAGAAAAUCACCGCCAAGGUCGAGCACUUGAAGAAGAUGUUCCGGUGGUCGGAUGCCGAGGUGGGCGUUGCUGUUUCUAAGGCUCCGGCGGUGCUGCUGAAGGCCAAAGAAUCGCUGCAGCGCAGGUCCGAGUUCCUCAUCUCCGAGGUGGGGUUGGAACCUGCAUACAUUGCUUUUCGUCCAGCAAUGCUCAUGUACAGCUUGGAGGGCAGGAUCAGACCCCGAUACUACGUUGUAAAGUUUCUCAAGGAAAAUGGAUUGCUAGAUCAUGACCGGGACUACUAUAAUACAAUCGCGAUCAGCGAGCAGGUAUUUAUGGAGAAGUUCAUAUGCCCUCACAAGAAAUCUGCACCGCACCUUGUUGAAGACUAUGCAGCAGCUUGCAGAGGGGAAGUGCCCGCGAGAUUCAUAUCUGCAUGA